Molecule: messenger RNA, 543 nt
Organism: Cetraspora pellucida
Lineage: Eukaryota; Fungi; Glomeromycota; Glomeromycetes; Diversisporales; Gigasporaceae
Source: the annotation of a GenBank genome assembly
AUGUGCUUAUCUCGAAAGGCUCUGGAGAAGAAGUCAAAAAAAUCAGAUGAGUGGUUUUCAUCUUUACAGUACUUCCAUUGUAAUAUAAAUAAUCUAUUGAUUUCUGAUUCUUUUUUAGAUACUGGAAGUGAAUUCAGUGUUUUAAAUAAUUCAGCAAUUCAUACACUUGGAUGGAAGAUUGAUGAGCCAUCCAAUUUUGCUAUAAAGGGCAAUUCCAAACAUAUUACUAAUUCGUUAGGAUGGUAUAUGAAUGUGCCGGUUACUAUGAAGGACAAAGAGGGAAAGACAGUCAUGAUCAUUGGAAAUUUUGUACGUAUAGAUAAUGGCGAACCUGAACCAAUGCUAAUUUUAGGUAUGUCUAAUAUUCGAAAGCUCCAAGGUGUUUCUGAGCCAAAUAAAAACCAGUUCUGCAUAAAGUUAUAUGGGAAGACUUAUGUUAUUCCAACAUAUAGCAAGGCCCCAGUAGCUAAAGAACUGUCAAAAGAAGAGCAGAACCAAGUAUCUACUGAUUCCUCUAGCCUGAUUAGUGAAGACUUAAAAAAA